CAUUGUUUUUGUUAUUAUUCUAAUUCCCUUGAUUUUAUAGUUUAGUUACAUAUUUUAAUUCGUACAUAAAAUGUCCUCUACUGAACAACAACAACAACACGAUGUUGAAGCUAAAUAUCCACAAGUAGCUCUUCCUCCUCCUGUUGCUCCUGUAGUUAUUGCUAACCCAGGUCCUUUGGGUCUUAGUGGUUUUGCCUUGACCACCUUUGUUUUAUCUCUUCAUAAUGCUGGUGCUGGUUUGAAUGCUGCUGGUCCUCAUGGUGUGGUCACUGGCCUUGCAAUUGGUUACGGGGGUCUAGUUCAGUUACUUGCUGGUAUGUGGGAAUUUAGAACUGGCAACACUUUCGGUGCUACUGCUUUUUCUAGUUAUGGUGGUUUUUGGUUAUCUUUCGGUAUGAUCUUUAUUCCUGGUUUUGGUAUUUUACAAAGUUACAAUGGAGACACGGCUACAUUGAAUCAAUCACUUGGUUUCUAUCUAUUGGGUUGGACAAUUUUCACUGGUAUCAUGUUGAUUGCUUCUCAUCGAUCAUCGGUUGGUCUUGUCGCUCUUUUCUUCAUGCUCUUCAUCACAUUCAUCCUUUUAGCGGCUGGCAAAUUCAAUAAUAGUUUAACCACACAAAUUGCAGGAGGUGCUUUCGGCGUGGUGACCGCUAUUAUUGCAUGGUAUAAUGCAUUGGCCGGUUUACUUACCAAGGAUUCUUCUUACUUUUUGUUGCCUGUUGGUCGUCUGUCCUAAUCCAUAUAACUCCUUAUCUCUAUAGCAUAGCAUUUUAUUUUAUUUUUCUUUCUUUAGUAUAGUUUGUCCUACUUUAUAUAUAUAUUACUUUAUUAUUAUUAUUAUUAUUAUUACUACCAUAGUCUUCUUUUCAAUUCAAUCCUCCUUGAAUAAUAAUAAAAAAAAAACUUCUUUUUCUUUAUCUUUUA
Halteromyces radiatus is the source of this 924-nucleotide messenger RNA. Its product is annotated as GPR1/FUN34/yaaH family-domain-containing protein. Gene Ontology annotation, cellular component: plasma membrane. Gene Ontology annotation, molecular function: acetate transmembrane transporter activity. The coding region runs from base 71 to 736 and encodes 221 amino acids. The record is from RefSeq and is a predicted model, not a curated record. The transcript is spliced from 3 exons. NCBI's taxonomy places the organism in Eukaryota, Fungi, Mucoromycota, Mucoromycetes, Mucorales, Cunninghamellaceae.